AUGGCCGACUUUGUCCAGCGUGUCAUGCAAACGCUGGACUCGAUGGACCCAACCAUACCACCUUCAUAUGACUCCACCGCCCCUCCUCGUCCACCAGGCUACUCUCCUUCACCAUCACAACGCCGUCUCAUGACAGAGCACCAUUUUACGCUCGCUUCACGCGGCGCGUCCCCCUGGGCAACACUUAAGCUGCUCAGUCGUUCACCCAAUCCCCAUCAACUGCCGACAAUCCUCGAAGGAGAUCGUCUGGUGGGAGUGCUUGCUUUGGAUCUUGCACAGUCAGACAGUAUCGUUGCUGUAGACAUUGUGGCGAAGGGCCAAGUUAUUCCUGGACAAGACGACAAAGACCCUCUCAAUUUUCUUGAACUCAAAUCCGUUUUGUGGGCGAAGGAUCGAGGGGACCCUCACAAUUCCUCGCUGCCAGCCUAUAAACUGGUAGGACAUUACGAAUGGCCUUUCACGAUCGAGAUUCCGAGCUCCAUUUCGGUCCCAGGAUACGCAGGAAGCUUUCGUCUUCCUCAAACGUUUCUAGAGCGCCGGUUUCCAACCAGCGUGCAGUACUCCCUUGUGGUUCAUAUCACCAGAAGCAAGUUUCGUGUCAACUCGAGAGUUCAGACCAUCUUCAAUUAUAUCCCAGCCACACGUCCACCAUCACCCUCACCUCUCAGACAACUCGCAUACCAGCAAGGCACUCAACUUCAAGGGCCGGAAGCCGAUCCAGCUGGCUGGUAUCAGCUACCACCACUCACUAUCCGCGGCACAGCAUUUAACAAGAGACGGGUUGAGGCGACAUGUCAGCUUUCUAUAGCGAAGCCCCUUUCUUUUACCCGCGGCUCACAGAUUCCAUGCAUGAUUCAUCUCUCCUCGACGGAUUGGCAGGCGUUGGACCUACUUUCUGCUCCUCGAGCGAUCGCCGUGGCGCUUCGACGUCGUUUGCGUCCUAUUCAGCCUGCAUCAAAGCGGUCCGGAAUGUUUGACGCUAAUGCCGACCUUUCGGCCGACCCAGCUGAGAAUAUGGUCUUUGCCUCAUGGUGGCCGGUUAUUGAAGAAACCGCUAAUAUCACACAUCGACGUCUGGAGGGUGAAAUUCCGCUGCCAAUGACGCUCAAGCCAAGCGCCCGGAUCGCUCACUUUGCAGUCGAGUACUCGGUCGAACUUCUCCCAUUCAAAGCUAUCGCCUUCACACCGUCGCCAGAAACACAAGGCCAUCAGUCCCUUAUGCGACAACAGGUCGAAAUCGUGACCAUGAAUGCGAGUCGGUCGCCGCCGCCGCGAUCAUACGCGCCCCCGCAGUACAGCGUCUCCCAGGCAGAGGCAGCACGCGAGAACUAUUUUGACGCAGAUGGGUUGGGCUAUGUUUGGAGGACGUGA
This is a messenger RNA of Mycena indigotica, 1371 nucleotides long. RefSeq lists its product as uncharacterized. Bases 1 to 1371 code for a protein of 456 amino acids. The record is from RefSeq and is a predicted model, not a curated record. The transcript has 6 exons. Lineage: Eukaryota; Fungi; Basidiomycota; Agaricomycetes; Agaricales; Mycenaceae.